This is a messenger RNA of Cladocopium goreaui, 879 nucleotides long. The record is from the annotation of a GenBank genome assembly. Lineage: Eukaryota; Dinophyceae; Suessiales; Symbiodiniaceae.
AUGGUGCUCCUUCACGAGCUGGUCUCCUCGGUAGCGGAGCACUGUCGCGGCCUGGUCGUGGGCAAGCGCGUGCAGGUGUUGGAGGGUCGAAACUUUGCGACUUUCUCAGGUGGGGAGCUGGGAAAGCUUCUCAGCCUCGACGUCGACUCGCAGCUCUGCCUGGUGCACUUCAAGGGUCGUCCCAGUCCCGUGGAGGUGCCCGUGCGACACCUGCGAGGUCUUGGUGCACCGAAGGAGGAGCUUUCUUCGCCCGUAACGCGAAGCGGGCGAAGCGGAACGCAGAACGUUGAGGCCGCGAGCCGAACGCCUGUGGCCAACGCAGAAGCCGCAGCGUUGAAGGACAUGUUGGCGCUGGCCUCUCCUGGCUCGCCCAGGGCGGCCGGCACGACCGCGACCGCAGGGACCGCAGGGACCAGCACUUUGCCGACCGUGACGAGCCCUGAAGGCGCCUGGUUCACCCUCUGCGAAUGUUCUCCACGAAGUUCCUUCUGCACCCCGUGGAAGCAGCAGGAAACCACAGACUGGAACAGCCAGACAGGAUCCACCCAGGCCUCCGCCUCGCCCAUCGACACGGUCUGGCGGGAGCCGCCGGAGCCGCAGCCCAAGCCGCCGCCGGCGAGGGCCUGGAGGCUCCCCACCUCCGAACCGCUACCCUUGGGUGCCGUUGGAACGACGCUCCUGCGCCCGGCGCCCGAGCCGCUGGCCGCGGUGGCCGCGCUGCCGGAGCCGGUGGCCGCGCCAGCGAUAGAGCCAGCCGUGGCCGGGUUGCUGCCUCCAGGUAACCUGCUGGGCAGCAUUUCCAGCCUCCCCACUGUUCCAUUCAGUUCGCCUCCCUCGGUGAAUGUACGUUGCAGCGUUUCACCCUUUGGCACCUUCUAG